AUGAAUAAUGAAGAUCAUCAUCAUCAUCAUCAUCAUCAUCAUUAUCAUCAUCAUCAUCAUCAUCAUGAGCAGCAGCAUCAGCAUCAGCAACAGCAACAGCACCAACAGUAUGAGGAUGAUAUAAUACAUAGUGAUAAUACAACAUUAAUGGAAUCAAAUGGGAUAAUUAGAUUAUGCAAUAUUAAUCCAAUGAGAUUAUCCGCUUUAUUUUCAUUAGUCAAUGGAAGUGAUAUUUAUACUUAUUUAAUUGAAAAAUAUGGUAAAAUUGACAUGGUCAAUUUAUUAAAUGAUACAUAUUUAACACCAGAACAAAUUAAACAUAUGGCUCAUCCAUUAUCUACAACAUUGAAAAGUUGUCAAUAUGGUGAUGAUCAAUGUACAAUUAAUGAUUUUAUCUCAAUAUUUACAACACAUGGAUGGUGUUAUCAAUUUCAUUUGAAUUUUUCCAGAAAUGCUGAAUUGAAAUUAAUAUUGGAUCCACAAGAAUAUGAUUACAUAAUACCAAAUAAAGGUUAUGUUGGAUUUUAUUUAACUGUACAAAACCAAAAUUGUUCACCUAGGCAACAAUUCAAUAUGGAUGAUAAUAAUGAUCAAUCUAUUAUUGUUGGACCAAAGUUUCAUUCGUAUAUUAGUAUACAACAACAAUAUUUUGUCAAAAGUGGAAAUCAUUUUGGAACAAAGAUUAAAGAUAUUUGCCCAGCAUAUAAUAUACAAUCAGUUGUACAACUAGAAAAGCUUCCAAUCCAAAUACAUUUAUUACAGAAAUUCAAUACAAAUUUAUUCAAACGAAACGGUACUGUAGUUCAAUAUGGUAUACUCUAUCAACAGAAAGCAUUAUUACAAAUUUAUAAUCGUACAGCAUAUGAUUUAAUUAAAAAUUUAUCUAAAGAGUUAUAUCAAGCUAAAUUAUUAACAAAAUUUACUAUUCAAUCUAUUUGGAACUUAUACAAGUACUUGAAAUAUUUCAAUCCAAUCAAAUCUAUUCAUAAUACAAUGAAUCAUAAUCAUCAUUGUUAUACUAAAGUAUAUCAAUUAUUCACUUCAAUUAGUAAAGAUAUUUUAUCAAAGAAUACUUUAUCAAUUAUGGAUCCAGAUCAAGAUCAACAUCAAGAUCAAGAUCAUGAUGACGAUGAUCAUCAACAUUAUCCUCAUGAAGAAAAUCAAUAUUUUAUAUAUAAUCAUACAUUAGAUCAUAUUGAAUUACAAUUAAUUAAUAGUUUUUUUGAAACAAAAGUAAUUGUAUCACCAAGUUCUUCAUUAUUACGUAAGAUAUUAACAGUGGUUAUGAAAUUUCGUUAUCUUCUAUCAAAUUCUAGUAAUUUAUCAUCUACAUAUAUAUCUAAUAAGUAUAGAUCAUCUAUGCUCAAUCUCAAUUCAUUAAUGGAUAAUACUACUCAAUUUAGAUCACAAUUUCAUAUUAUGAAUUGUAGUCAUUUAAUUCCCUAUUAUAAUGAACAAAUGAAUAAAUGUGGUGAAACAGCUAGUGGUGCAUUAACAAGAUUAGAUUAUGUUAAUUUACAAUUACAUAAUUUAAUUAAAAAUAAUCAUUUUAUACGUUUAAUACAUCUGAAACAUUCUUAUCCUUAUACAGAAUUAUCUAUAUCAAGUAUGGUCAGUUUGAGUAUCAGAUUGUCUAAAUUCAAUGUUCCAACAUUUCAUGAAAGUUCAACAAUCCAUAUAGAUGUUUACUUCAAAAGUGGCAGAUAACCACUGAAGAUAAUAAUGGACUUGUAAUUACCAUCUCAAUAGUCUAAAUAUCAGGAGC
Messenger RNA from Schistosoma bovis, 1765 nucleotides. NCBI's taxonomy places the organism in Eukaryota, Metazoa, Platyhelminthes, Trematoda, Strigeidida, Schistosomatidae. The record is from the annotation of a GenBank genome assembly.